AUGCCCUCGAGAGCUCAUCGCGAUUAUCAAAAAGGCUUCGCCGGAAAAAUAGGAUGGGGGCAGAGGCCGGCGCUGCUACUUGUCGAUGUUUGUAACGCCUACUGGAGCGACGCCAGUCCAUUGGACAUCAAAUCGAACCCUGCGUCUGCGGCGGCGCCCGCGUCCAUCGCAAAACUCGUCGCUGCCGCACGCCAAGGCAAGGUGCCGUUGAUCUGGACGCGAGUCGAAUACACGGAACCAGACAUGUCGGAUGCAGGACUUUUCUACAGCAAAGUACCGCUAUUGAAGCUGUUCCAGACCGGCUGCGGCAACGGCCUUGAAAAAUGGAUUCCGGGACUAGAGCCUGUUGCUGGCGAAGUCGUUGUCUGCAAGCGCUACCCGUCCGCCUUCUUCGCGACCGACCUCGCUACAAAACUCCAGCUCUUCAACGUCGAUACUGUCAUAAUCUGUGGCGUCGUUGAAGAAGCAUGUGGUGACAAGUCCCCUGCUGUCCAUGAUGCGAACAUUGCCGAUAUCAACGCGAAGAUGGCUGAUGUCGUUUCUGAGGAUGAGGCAAUCGAGAAACUGGAGGCUGGAUGGCAGUGA
This is a messenger RNA of Alternaria burnsii, 585 nucleotides long. RefSeq lists its product as uncharacterized. The transcript has 2 exons. Lineage: Eukaryota; Fungi; Ascomycota; Dothideomycetes; Pleosporales; Pleosporaceae. Bases 1 to 585 code for a protein of 194 amino acids. The record is from RefSeq and is a predicted model, not a curated record.